This is a messenger RNA of Diaporthe citri, 570 nucleotides long. RefSeq lists its product as uncharacterized. The record is from RefSeq and is a predicted model, not a curated record. The transcript is spliced from 4 exons. Bases 1 to 570 code for a protein of 189 amino acids. NCBI's taxonomy places the organism in Eukaryota, Fungi, Ascomycota, Sordariomycetes, Diaporthales, Diaporthaceae.
AUGCGUUCCUUCAUCAUCGUCUCCGCGCUCUCCGCGCUCCUGGUCUCGGCCCAGAACUCCUCUUUCUCAAUUGACCCCACCGAGGUCACCCUCUCUGAGAGAGCUCAGUGGUGCAGCGCCCAAAGCUCGACCUGCAACACCCUCUGCGAUUCGAACCCUCAGGACAACAGUUGUGAUGUUGACACUCUCGACUUCCUCUGCAACUGCCAGAAUGGAAGCGCUCCUGGUCUGCAGUACUACACUCAGACUAUGGAUACUUUCGUCUGCCAGAGGGCAUUCCAGGACUGCAACGAGGCCAACGUUGGCAAUGCCAAGGGCCAGGAGAAUUGCACCACCAGCAUCCAGGAUAACUGCGGUACCCUAGACCCGGCCGACUACAGCGCGACACCCUCCGCGACCGAGUCGUCGUCGUCAGAGACGGCCUCCGCCACCUCUGGUGGCUCCAGCUCCACCGCGUCGUCGGGUAGUGCUUCCAGCUCGUCCUCGCAGGCUGCUGCCCCGACCAACAUCCAGCACCUGGGUACUGGUGCUCUCGCCGCUGGUAUGGGCGUCCUCGCCUACCUGUUGUAG